Molecule: messenger RNA, 4013 nt
Organism: Mugil cephalus (flathead mullet)
Lineage: Eukaryota; Metazoa; Chordata; Actinopteri; Mugiliformes; Mugilidae
Gene: tom1l2a
Product: TOM1-like protein 2
Exons: 17
Coding region: 17-1738 (573 amino acids)
Biological process (GO): signal transduction
Cellular component (GO): membrane; endosome
Molecular function (GO): phosphatidylinositol binding; ubiquitin binding; clathrin binding
Source: RefSeq, a predicted model, not a curated record
UUUUCUCUGCCGACCAAUGGGAUUCUUCAGUGGGCGGGGCUUGACCGCACCGCCUCAGGGCCCCAGCCUCUCUGUCAUUCCAGAGCGGAUUGUUGUUGUUGUCAAGAUGGAGUUCUUACUUGGGAAUCCGUAUAGCACCCCCGUGGGCCAGUGUAUUGAGAGAGCCACAGACGGAGGCCUGCAGAACGAGGACUGGACCCUCAAUAUGGAGAUCUGCGAUAUCAUAAACGAAACAGACGAGGGGCCAAAAGAUGCUAUGCGGGCUUUGAAGAAGAGACUGAGCGGCAACAAGAACUACAGAGAAGUGAUGCUGGCACUAACAGUAUUGGAGACAUGUGUGAAGAACUGCGGCCACAGGUUUCAUGUCCAGGUUGCCAACAGAGAUUUCAUAGACGGUGUUCUGGUCAAAAUCAUCUCUCCCAAAAUGAAUCCUCCAACUAUCGUGCAGGACAAAGUGCUGUCUCUUAUACAGGCCUGGGCGGACGCCUUCAGAAGCAGCCCCGAUCUGACCGGGGUUGUGCACAUUUACGAGGAGCUGAAGAGGAAAGGCAUCGAGUUCCCAAUGGCAGACCUGGACGCGCUGUCUCCCAUCCACACGCCGCAGAGGGGUACACCGGAAGUGGACCCGGCCAUGAUGAAGUACCUGGCCCCUGUCCCGCCUGCCACCGCGACCCCUAAACCGGCCCCGCCCACUCCCUCCGCCACACAAGUUAAUCAGAUGCAGAGCCCCAUCACUGCGACCCCUGAACAGAUCGCCCGGCUGCGCAGUGAACUGGACGUAGUGAGAGGAAACAUCAAAGUCAUGUCAGAGAUGCUAACUGAGAUGGUCCCCGGCCAAGAAGACUCCUCUGACCUAGAACUGCUUCAGGAGCUGAACAGAACGUGCCGGGCAAUGCAGCAGAGAGUGGUUGAGCUGAUCUCACGCGUCUCCAACGAGGAAGUGACCGAGGAGCUUCUGCACGUCAACGACGACCUCAACAACAUUUUCCUUCGUUAUGAGAGGUACGAGAGGUACAGGUCGGGGAGAGCAGCACAAAACAACGGGCUGAUGAAGAUGUUAAAUGAAGCUACAGAGGAUAACCUGAUAGACCUGGGUCCAGGCUCCCCUGCUGUGGUCACACCCAGGAUCACAUCCAGCCCUCCAUCCAGCUUCACUCCCGGGGCCACGGCUUCCCCGGGGCACAACCUUACGACAGCCGCGCUGUCCACUACACUAGCUGGUCUUGAUGUAGGGUCAAACAGCGUGAGCAGCACUCUAACGUCUAUACCGGGCCCAAACCAGGAUGACUUUGACAUGUUUGCCCAGACCAGGAGCAGCUCUCUAGCUGAACAGCGCAAAAAUGUAAAAUAUGAAGACCCUCAGGCUCUUGGAGGCCUGGCCUCUGCUUUGGAUGUCAGACAACAGAACACAGGAGGGCUGAGGGUAAAAGGGGAUGAUAACCCAGCAGAUCAGGAGCUGCCCAUAGACAGCUGGCUUAUCACCCAAGGAAUGAUCCCCGUAUCGCAGUCCUCUGUCAUGGAUGACAUAGAGGAGUGGCUCUGUGCUGACGUGAAAGGGGAUGGUACCGAGGAAGGGGUGACCAGUGAAGAGUUUGACAAGUUCUUGGAGGAGCGAUCCAAGGCGGGAGACUCUCUGCCGUCUCCCCCCGGGUCCAACCCCGCUCUCCCCGCUCGCCCCCCCAGCGGCGGCUCCCACAAGAAGGCUGAGCGGACGGAGGACGCCCUCUUUGCCUUGUAGACUGUUUCUCGGAGCGCCUCUCUCCCAGAAGGAACCCCUCGUCCCAUUUCAUCGCUGACUGGCAACGGUGUAGCAAGUGAUCACCACCCGCUUGUUGUUCUCUCGCCGUGUCGCUCAAACCCGCAGAGGUCCAAGAGUUUACUGCGCACUACGUCGUUGCGUAUUACUAUAAAUGGAUGUAUUAAUAUGUUAAUGUGGGAUGUACUAUUUGCAGUCUCAUUUGUAACACUCCACCAAAGGGAGACAACCAAACUUGUCUCGUGUGGUUUAAAAAUGUGGUAUUUUACUGCGGGAUUGACAUUUCAUUGCAUAUCCACGCAUCGAGUCAGUAUUGAAGCAUACAAUGACGGUUAGAUUGUAUUAAUUCACUACCCUAGCGUCUAAUUUAUGCACUUAUUUUGUUCUGCUCACUUUUUAAUUUUUUUAAUUUCUGCAAAUAUUCCGGUUAGGAGUUCUACAUAUGCUUUUAAUACUGAAACAUACACAAGGGUAGCGACACCUUCGCAGUUUGCUGAAAGCGCCGUAGAAAAAGUCUCACGUUAGCAGGCUAACUUUGCUAAAGGAAGUCAGGAGCAAAAGAAUAUUUAAUCACAACAGAACUGCCGGCAUUCCUCUAGCCAAAGGGAAUUUAGAACAAAAUAAAAAUUUAAAAAUCCGUGGAAAAAAAAAAAAGGCUUCUCAUUUAUGCAUUUCUAGUGGCUGAGGGGAAGGAACACGGCCAUGGAAUAUUUCCCCAUCUGUCUUUUUACUCCUCUGAAAAUGAAAAGCCGCAACACAUUAACCAAGUUGCUGCGAACGCGUUUAGCCAUUCCAAAGAGUAAUAAGGCUUUACUAGCUUUAACCAGUACGUUCACUUUAAAGUCGAACUAUAAUGACCUUAAUAGUAAACUCUGGGGACCGUGGACACGCUCCAGAUACAUUAACGUCCGUGCACUUUGAAGCUAAAACAAAUCUGUAUUUUGUCCUUUGCGUUUACGAGAUGGUGACUAUUUUUGUAGGGAAAGGGAAAUAAUCUUCAGAGUGACUUCGUUUUGCACGUAACUUUUCUAACUGCGUUGCCGCAGCGCUCGUCGGCGCGGCCGUGGGUUGGUGGGGUGGGGUGGGGUGGGCGGGGCAUCAAAACCCUUGAUUGCAAACAUGUUCAAAGAUAUUAGAAAUUCAGAUAAUGGUGUUUGAAUGACAUAGCACUGGCAUCAUAAUCAACUAACUUAUGAUAAUGCGCUGUUGUAAAAGGUGUAUUCACGUAGGCGGGUCUCGUCUCAGUUAACACCAGUUUGAUCUAGUGAUUAAAGGUACGUACCUCUAGUUACGAGACGUUCCUGUAGGAGAUUCAACAUGUAUUGGCUCAGUAAUAUCUGAACAUAUAUAUUAUGAUAUGACGUGUUAUUUGAUGCCCCUGUGUUUUUUAUAGUUCACAUGAAAAAAGAAAAGAAAGAUGUUUGUACCCUUCGUCGCUCCUUUUUAUCCCUGUGGUUGAAAAAAGUUAGAACUUUCUUUGAUUUGCGCAGGCAAAGAAUUAGUUUCGUUCUUAGUGUUUUUUUUGUUUUUUUAAGCCAGCGUGAUUCAUCCGCUGUUGUUUGAGAUGCCACCUGUUUGUUUGUUUUUUUCUGUAACCGAUUGCAGCAAAGUGGCCCUGACUGUCUUUGAAUCCUGUUGUUUUCAGUUCAUUUCUCUCAUUUAAGACCAAAAAACCUAAUCACGGUCAUUUGAGUCGCCCUCUCAAAGUUCUAACAGCCUAAUUAUACAUAAAUCUACCUAAUCACUAUGAUGUAUCUUAAUUGACGGAAUGAAUCAUCGCUGAGCUUUAAUUUUCUUUAAUGCUGCGUGGCUACAUGUGAAUAUGUAGGUUUAAUAUGGUUGCCAGGUAACUGAGAUAUUCAUUUUAGAAUCAACCAUCGUGUCAUUUCUGGGAAAACUUUAACCAUGCAGACGGAACAAUGAUACUAAAAAAAAAAAAAGGUAACAGGAGGCCUCUUCUAAAGGGAACUUCAGCUAUUUUUUCUGUGUUUGUGUUUAUGAUGCUUAAAUCCUGAUUGCAACAUGUAUUCCUCUAAAACUUCUGGCUACGCCGCAGCGGUUGCUGAAUGUCUUUAAUGCGAAUGAGGCGGGGCGUUCAGGGGAUGUUUUGCGGGACGUUGGAAAAAGGGUCUUGUUUUUCCGUCGCCAGCUGUUCCGUGUCUGUUUGGCUGUGCCGUCUGCUGCCAUUACCAGUGGUCAGAUUCGCGUUUGACCUGAUGCACAUAUGUAACUGCCCAAUAAAACACUAGCAAUGUGA